AUGCGCCUUUGCAUGAUUGCGGGAUCGCAGGAGACUCAAACUCUGGAUCGUAAGUGCUCAGGUACGUACAGAGACCACAACAAGGACGCGUUUUAUAAUGAACUCAAUACGUUGAUACCAAGCCAGCAGGCGGUAAUUGUCGGAAUUGAUGAUAAUGCAAAGAUGAGACUUGAACAACAAUCCGAUGUGCUUAGAAAAUGGUCCUAUGGAGCGGACAUCGGACAACGGAAAUACCCUGAUAGACCUUUGUGA
This is a messenger RNA of Necator americanus (New World hookworm), 252 nucleotides long. RefSeq lists its product as uncharacterized. Lineage: Eukaryota; Metazoa; Nematoda; Chromadorea; Rhabditida; Ancylostomatidae. The transcript has a single exon. The record is from RefSeq and is a predicted model, not a curated record. The coding region runs from base 1 to 252 and encodes 83 amino acids.